Messenger RNA from Drosophila kikkawai, 612 nucleotides. Its product is annotated as glycine, alanine and asparagine-rich protein-like. The record is from RefSeq and is a predicted model, not a curated record. Lineage: Eukaryota; Metazoa; Arthropoda; Insecta; Diptera; Drosophilidae.
AGUAGCAGAUCCAGCAUUCAGCAUGAAGGUUUUUGUCGUUCUCGCCGUAGUCCUGGCCGUAGCCGCCGCUGCCCCACAGUUCGGUGCUGGUGGUAAUGCCAACGCUAACGCUGGUGCCUCUGCUCAGGCUCAGAACCAAGGAGGAUUCGGCGGUGGCCCAGGAUUCGGCGGCCAAGGUGGCCCAGGAUUCGGCGGCCAAGGUGGCCCAGGAUUCGGCGGUCGUCCCGGAUUUGGCGGUGGAAACAAUAAGCAUCAAGGACAAGGCGGAAACCAGGGUGGAUUCGGCGGUCCAGGUGGAUUCGGCGGAAACCAGGGUGGCCCAGGAUUCGGCGGAAACCAGGGUGGCCCAGGAUUCGGCGGAAACCAGGGUGGCCCAGGAUUCGGCGGUGGCCCGGGAUUCGGCGGAAACUCUGAAGCCAACGCCAAUGCUAAUGCCGUGGCUAACUCGCAGGGCAAUGGCUUCGGAGGUGGAAGUGCCAACGCCAAUGCCAAUGCCAGUGCCAACUCCCGCGGAGGUGGCAACAGCAAUGCCAAUGCCAAUGCCAGUGCCAGUUCCAGUUCCUUUGGAAAAUAAGCUCUGUUGACGAACCGAAUUUUAUCACUGAAUUAGUU